CUGCACACCACACACAUUCCAGUUGGAAGCAGGGAGACCUUCGGAGGGAUGCAUCCAAGGCCACACAGAGUUGCCGUUUGGUAGAUUCCAGUGUCAACAGGCUUUGAACAUGCCUUCUGUCUCCAUAAUAAGUCGUGUCUCUCAAGUCCUUUAGCCAAGAGGACUGCUCAGUGACCAUAACAAAAUCCUGCCUUUGAGAAACUUGGAGGGAGGGGACAUCUGGAAUGUGAAUACUGAUUUGUUUAUACGCUGGAUAAACUAGGGGGGGGAGUAAAUUGGCAUUUGUGCUGCCCAAUGGGCUCCUGGAAGACUGCACUGUGAACCAGUUUGCAGAGACCUCUUCUUCUGAGGGUGCCCGUGAGCCUACCAGGCUGAGGCCAAAGUGGGGCUCAACAGUGACGGCCAUGAGGGCCAGCCUCAGAGCCGCCAUACCAAAGUCACAGUUGUGCAGAUAUUAGGGACAUCCCUAGAGCCAAGGUCAAGAAUUAGGAGUUAAGAAGAAAGACCAGCUGCAUCUGCAGAAGCGGGGGCCUGCCGUAAGCCCUAAAAUGUGACUCCUCACAUGAUCCCACUGUGAUCGCUGCGUGGGUGGAGCUUGCAGCCAGCUCUCCAGCUCUGAGGUACACGGUUUACAGAGCAGCCAAGGAACACCACUACACCAGGACUAUAGCCAGUCCACAGAGGCCCGGGCCACCUGUCUCCUGGGCUUUUCCAAUUCAUGUGGAGGAUGGAAGAGGGAGAAAGCAGCCCCUUGUUGUCUCAGGAUACCGCUGGCCAGGAGCAGCCACUCACUAGGAACAGUCCACAUACUCCAAACAUCCCGGGUCCAGCACUUUGGGAGGAUCAGGUAGGGACCUGGGGCUGCAGAUGCUGUCCUGUGGCAGAGCACCAGGCCCGGAGGAAAGGCCAGGCCUCCUCUCUCCCACUUUCCACAGGAGGGAGCUGUGUCAAGUAUCUGACUUUCCUCUCCAACUUCUUCUUCUCCCUGCUGGCCGUAUUGGCCCUGGCAGCAGGGCUCUGGGGCCUGGCCGUCAAACAGUCUCCGGAGAGUGGCUGGGAUGGAGCCCUGCCCACAGACCCCAUGUUGGUGCUGGUGCUGGGAGGCCUGGUGGUCAGUGUCGUGAGCCUGUCUGGAUGUCUGGGCGCUCUCUGCAAGAACAGAUGCCUACUGCACUUCUACUGUGGAGCUGUCCUCCUCUGCCUAGCAUUGGAAGCCCUGGCAGGGACUCUGGUGGUGGCCCUCUGGGGCCCACUGCAGGAUGGCCUGAAGUAUUCCCUGCAUGUGGCCAUCGUCCGCUACCGGGAUGACCCAGACCUAUGCUUCCUCCUCGACCAAGUCCAGCUGGGGCUGCAAUGCUGUGGGGCAGUUUCCUACCAGGACUGGCAACAGAAUCUGUACUUUAACUGCAGCUCUCCCGGGGUACAAGCCUGCAGCCUUCCUGCCUCCUGCUGCAUCGACCCCCAGGAAGAAGGAGCUUUGGUGAACACUCAGUGUGGCUUUGGGGUGUUGCGCCUGGACCCAGAUGCAGCUGGACAAGUAGUAUACCUGCAGGGCUGCUGGCCCGUGCUGCAACAGUGGCUGCGAGGGAGCAUGCAGACCAUAGGCAGCUGUGCCGUCACUGUCGUCAUGAUUCAAGGGACUGAACUCCUGUUAGCUGCCUGCCUGCUAAGGGCCCUAGCUGUCCAAAAGGCAGCAGCAGAGGACACAGAGCCCGACCCUCUGUGACGUGCCAGCACCAUUGUCCCCCCCACUGAGCAGAGUUGAGAAGACUCUGUCACAGGCCAAGUUCCAGGCCUCUCAUCUUCCAGGGACAGUAUCAGAGUAACUCUCCAUGGGACAGACACCUGGACUCCACUCCUGGCCAUUGCCCCUUUGAUACAGCUGUCAGUCCCCAAGGCCACCUAGACUGACUGUGCUGCCCUGAUUUCACAAUUUCACUCCUGGUUUCUCAGGACCCGUCUCAGCCCCAUGGCUGGCUUUUGCAAAGGCUACGGUGGUAGUCUGUACCUGAGUGCACCUGCUUCCCAUUAGGCUGACAGAAAGAGGAGGGCUGAGGGUUCCUGUUUCCAGCCUCAGUCACCUACCCUGAUCUGACUUACCCUGACUGGCUCUAGAUCCCCAUUUCCGCAGGACUGGCUUCCUAUAGGCCUCCUCCUGCUUUCUGGUCUUAGUUGAGAUGUGAGGUAUGACCUAGGCCACACCCUGUAGAAAGCUUUUUUUUAUUUUUGGUAGGAGGAAGACUUAUUUAUUGGUGUGUGCAUUCAUGUUUGCAGAGUAAACUACAGAUCUCUCAA
Molecule: messenger RNA, 2295 nt
Organism: Mesocricetus auratus (golden hamster)
Lineage: Eukaryota; Metazoa; Chordata; Mammalia; Rodentia; Cricetidae
Gene: Tspan10
Product: tetraspanin 10
Exons: 3
Coding region: 719-1726 (335 amino acids)
Cellular component (GO): membrane
Source: RefSeq, a predicted model, not a curated record